Malassezia japonica is the source of this 5019-nucleotide messenger RNA. It is a transcript of the gene CHC1, whose product is annotated as Clathrin heavy chain. Gene Ontology annotation, cellular component: clathrin coat of trans-Golgi network vesicle; clathrin coat of coated pit; actin cortical patch. The record is from RefSeq and is a predicted model, not a curated record. The transcript has 2 exons. Gene Ontology annotation, biological process: Golgi to endosome transport; receptor-mediated endocytosis; intracellular protein transport. Gene Ontology annotation, molecular function: clathrin light chain binding; structural molecule activity. Lineage: Eukaryota; Fungi; Basidiomycota; Malasseziomycetes; Malasseziales; Malasseziaceae. The coding region runs from base 1 to 5019 and encodes 1672 amino acids.
AUGGCAGCGGACAAGCCGAUCAACUUUGCGGAGCAUGUCCAGCUCAAGGACCUGGGCAUCGCUCCGGAGAGCAUCACGUUUGCAAAUGUCACGCUCGAGUCCGAGAAGUUUGUGUGCGUGCGCGAGAGCGGCGCGUCGGGCAACUCGGUGACGAUCGUGGACCUGAACAAUAUCAACAAUGUUAUCCGGCGGCCAAUGAGUGCAGACUCGGCGAUCAUGAACCCCGAGGAAAAGAUCCUGGCGCUCAAGUCGCAGCGCCAGCUCCAGAUCUUUAACCUGGAUACCAAGACCAAGGUCAAGUCGCACGCGAUGCACCAGGACGUGAUCUUUUGGCGGUGGAUCUCGCCGUCGGUCCUGGGCAUUGUCACCGACACGGCCGUGUACCACUGGAGCAUCGAGGGCGAGUCGGGGCCCCAAAAGAUGUUUGACCGCCAUGCGUCGCUCGCCGAGACGCAGAUCAUCAACUACCGCUCGAGCGACGACGAAAAGUGGAUGGUGCUCAUCGGCAUCUCGUCGAACACGGGCGACGCGCCGAACGCGUUCAAGAUCAAGGGCUCCAUGCAGCUGUACAACCGCGAGCGCGGCGUCUCGCAGCCGAUCGAAGGCCACGCCGCGUCCUUUGCGGAGCUCAAGACGCAAGACGCAGCGGUGCCGUACAAGCUGUUCACCUUUGCUGUGCGCACGGCCACCGGCGCCAAGCUGCACAUUGUCGAGAUCGACCACGCGCAGGAGAACCCAGUGUUCACCAAGAAGGCCGUCGACGUCUUCUUCCCGGCCGAGGCCGCCAACGACUUCCCAGUCGCGAUGCAGGUCAGCCGCCGCUACGGCAUCGUGUACCUCGUGACCAAGUACGGCUUCAUCCACCUGUACGACCUCGAGAGCGGCGCGUGCAUCUACAUGAACCGCGUCUCGGGCGAGACGGUGUUUGUCGCGGCCGAGCACAAGGGCACGAACGGCAUCAUCGCCGUCAACCGCAAGGGCCAGGUGCUGUCGGUGAGCGUCGACGAGAACACCAUCAUUCCGUACAUCCUCGGCACGCUGAACAACACCGAUCUCGCGUUCAAGCUCGCGUCGCGUGGCGGUCUGCCCGGCGCCGACGAGCUGUACCUGCAGCAGUUCCACUCGCUCUUUUCGCAGGGCCAGUACAACGAUGCGAUCCGCGUCGCGGCCAACUCGCCGCGCGGCAUCCUGCGCACGCCCCAGACGAUCGAGCAGCUGAAGCAGGUCCCGGCGCAGCCCGGCACGCUCUCGCCGAUCCUGCAGUACUUUGGCGUGCUGCUCGAGUCGGGCACGCUCAACCAGUACGAGUCGCUGGAGCUCGCCAAGCCCGUGCUCGUGCAGGGCCGCAAGCACCUCCUCGAAAAGUGGCUCAAGGAGGACAAGAUCGAGUGCAGCGAGGAGCUCGGUGACAUUGUGCGCCAGCACGACAUGAACCUCGCGCUGGGCGUGUACCUCCGCGCCAACGUCCCGAACAAGGUCGUGGCGUGCUUUGCCGAGACCGGCCAGUACAACAAGAUUGUGCUGUACGCCAAAAAGGUCGGCUACUCGCCGGACUACACCACGCUCCUGCGCCACGUCGUGCGCAUCAACCCCGAGCAGGGCGCCGAGUUCGCCUCGAGCCUCGUUACCGACGCGGACGGGCCGCUGGUCGACGUCGAGCGCGUCGCCGACAUCUUCCUGAGCCAAAACAUGGUGCAGCAGGCGACCUCGUUCUUGCUCGACGCCCUCAAGGACAACAAGCCCGAGCAGGGCGCGCUGCAGACGCGUCUCCUCGAGAUCAACCUGCUCAACGCCCCGCAGGUCGCCGACGCGAUCCUCGGCAACGAGAUGUUUACGCACUACGACCGCCCGCGCAUCGCGAACCUCGCGGAGAAGGCGGGCCUCAUGCAGCGUGCGCUCGAGCACUACGACGACCUCGCCGACAUUAAGCGCGUCGUGGUGCACUCGAACCUCUUUAACAACGAGUGGCUCGUCGACUACUUUGGCCGCCUCACCGUCGAGCAGUCGCUCGAGUCGCUGCGCGAGAUGCUCAAGGUCAACAUCCGCCAGAACCUGCAGGUGGUCGUCCAGAUCGCGACCAAGUACUCGGACCUGCUCGGCGCGCCGAAGCUCAUCGAGAUGUUUGAGUCGUUCCGCUCGUUCGAGGGCCUGUACUACUACCUCGGCUCGGUGGUCAACCUGAGCACGGACCCCGAGGUGCACUUCAAGUACAUCCAGGCGGCGACGCGCACGGGCCAGAUCCGCGAAGUUGAGCGUAUCGUGCGCGAGUCCGACUCGUACAACCCCGAGAAGGUGAAGAACUUUUUGAAGGAGGCCAAGCUCACGGAUCAGCUGCCGCUGAUUAUCGUGUGCGACCGCUUCAACUACGUGCACGACCUGGUGCUCUACCUGUACCAGAACAUGCUCAUCAACUUUAUCGAGGUGUACGUGCAAAAGGUCAACUCGACGCGCACGCCGCAGGUCAUUGGUGGUCUGCUGGACGUGGACUGCGACGAGGGUGUGAUUAAGGACAUGCUGGCCUCGGUCACCGGCCCCAUCCCCGUCGACGAGCUCGUGGACGAGGUGGAGAAGCGCAACCGCCUCAAGCUCAUCCUCCCGUGGCUCAAGUCGCAGGUGGACGCGGGCCACGAGGACCAGGCGCUGUACAACGCCAUGGCCAAGAUCAACAUCGACUCGAACAACAACCCCGAGGCGUUCCUGAAGGAAAACAACCUGUACGACCCGCUCGUUGUCGGCAAGUACUGCGAGAAGCGCGACCCGUACCUCGCGUACAUCGCCUACGCCAAGGGCUUCUGUGAUGAGGAGCUGGUCGCGAUCACGAACGACAACUCGAUGUACAAGCACCAGGCGCGCUACCUCGUGCUGCGCCGCGAGCCCGAACUCUGGGCCAAGGUGCUGCAGGAGGACAAUGUGCACCGCCGCUCGCUCAUCGACCAGGUCACGGCGGUGGCCGUGCCCGAGUCGACGAACCCCGACGACGUCUCGGCGACGGUCAAGGCGUUCAUGGCCGCCGAUCUGCCGCACGAGCUGAUCAAGGUGCUCGAGCCGAUCGUGCUCGAAAAGUCGGCGUUCAGCGACAACCGCAGCCUGCAGAACCUGCUCAUGCUCACGGCCAUCCGCACGGACAAGAGCAAGGUGAUGAACUACAUCGACCGCCUCUCGGGCUACGACAUCGACGAGAUCGCCAAGAUUGCGCUCGACCACGGCCUGCACGAGGAGGCCUUCCACAUCUACGCCAAGGCUAAGCAGCACCUCGACGCGAUGAACACGCUCGUCGACCACAUCGUGUCGAUCGACCGUGCGCACCAAUUCGCCACGAAGCUGAACCAGCCCGAGCUCUGGUCGCGUCUCGGUAAGGCGCAGCUCGACGGCCUGCGUGUCAAGGACGCGAUCGACUCGUACGUCCGCGCCGAGGAUCCCUCCAACUUUGAGGAGGUGAUCGAGAUCGCGGAGCGUUCCGGCCGCGAGGAGGAGCUCAUCCGCUACCUGCAGAUGGCCCGCAAGAAGGCGCGCGAGCCCAAGAUCGACACCGAGUACGCCUACUGCCUCGCCAAGGCCAACCGCCUGGCGGACAUGGAAGAGUUCCUGAGCAUGACCAACGUGGCAGACAUUCUCAACGUCGGCGAAAAGUGCUUCCGCGACGGUCUGUACGAGGCCGCGCGCAUGCUCUUCUCGAGCGUGUCGAACUAUGCGCGCCUCGCGACGACGUACGUGUACCUCGGCGACUACCAGUCGGCGAUCGAGGCUGCGCGCAAGGCGGGCAACACCUCGGUGUGGAAGCAGAUGCACGCUGCUUGCCUGAACAAGGGCGAGUUUAAGCUUGCGCAGAUCGCCGGUCUGGCCGUCAUCCCCCACGCGGAGGACCUGCCUACGCUGAUCCGCGCGUACGAGGUGAAGGGCUACUUUGACGAGCUGCUCCAGCUCCUCGAGUCGGCGCUCGGUCUGGAGCGCGCGCACAUGGGUGUCUUUACGCAGACCGGUGUCGUGCUCGCCAAGUACCGCCCCGAGCGCCUGAUGGAGCACCUGAAGCUGUACUGGUCGCGCUCCAACCUGCCGCAGCUGAUCAAGGCCACCGCGAACGAGCACCUGUGGCGCGAGCUCGUCUUCCUCUACGUCAAGUACGAUGAGUUUGACAACGCCGCGCUCACGAUCAUGGAGCACUGCUCGGACGCGUGGGACCACGACCAGUUCAAGUCGGUCCUGCCGCAGGUGGCGAACGUCGAGAUCUACUACCGUGCGCUGACGUUCUACCUGGAGCAGCACCCUCUGCUGCUCAACGACCUGCUCACCGUGCUGAGCAAGCGUAUCGACCACGGCCGUGUGGUGCGCAUGUUCAAGAAGCGCGACCACGACAAUGUGCCGCUCAUCCGCUCCUACCUCAUCUCGGUGCAGCACCUGAACGUGGAGGCGGUGAACGACGCGUACAACGACCUGCUGAUCGAGGAGGAGGACUACGAGACGCUGCGUGCGUCGAUCGACGCGUUUGACAACUUUGAUGCGCUGUCGCUCGCGUCGCGCCUCGAGCGCCACGAGCUGCUCGAGUUCCGCCGCCUCGCCGCGCACCUCUACCGCAAGAAUGGCAAGUUUGACGACAGCAUCUCGCUGAGCAAGUCGGAUGCGCUCUUCCGCGACGCGAUCGAGACGGCGGCGCACUCGGACGAGCCGCAGGUCGCCGAGGACCUCUUGUCGUACUUUGUCGACACCGGCAACAAGGAGUGCUACGCGGCGAUGCUCUACGCGUGCUACGACCUCCUUCCGCCGGACGUCGUGAUGGAGGUGUCGUGGCGCCACGCGCUCGCCGACUUCACCAAGCCCUACGACAUCCAGCAGGCGCACGACACGCGCACCAAGCUGCGUGCGCUCGAGAAGCAGGUCAAGGAGCUCUCGGCGAAGGACUCGGCAAAGGAGAAGGAGGAGGAGGACGCGCCGAUCCUCGGCCCGGGCGCCUUUGCCAACCGGCUGCUCACCGGUCCGGGCGACGCAGGCAUCGCGCCGCAGGCUACGGGUCUCUUUGCAUAG